Brassica napus (rape) is the source of this 921-nucleotide messenger RNA. Its product is annotated as TATA-box-binding protein 2-like. Bases 1 to 516 code for a protein of 171 amino acids. Gene Ontology annotation, molecular function: DNA binding; RNA polymerase II general transcription initiation factor activity. The transcript has 9 exons. The record is from RefSeq and is a predicted model, not a curated record. Gene Ontology annotation, biological process: DNA-templated transcription initiation. Lineage: Eukaryota; Viridiplantae; Streptophyta; Magnoliopsida; Brassicales; Brassicaceae.
AUGGCUGAACAAGGAGUGGAAGGGAGUCAACCAGUUGACCUUAUGAAGCAUCCUUCAGGGAUUAUUCCAACUCUUCAAAACAUUGUCUCGACAGUGAACUUAGACUGCAAGCUUGAUCUCAAAUCCAUAGCUUUGCAGGCUCGUAACGCUGAAUAUAACCCCAAGCGUUUUGCUGCAGUAAUCAUGAGGAUAAGAGAGCCAAAGACUACAGCGUUGAUCUUUGCUUCUGGGAAAAUGGUGUGUACCGGAGCUAAGAGUGAACAUUUUUCAAAGCUGGCUGCGAGAAAGUACGCUCGGAUUGUUCAAAAGCUUGGCUUUCCUGCAAAGUUCAAGGAUUUCAAGAUUCAGAACAUUGUAGGAUCUUGUGAUGUCAAAUUCCCCAUUAGGCUUGAAGGUCUUGCAUACUCUCACAGUGCUUUCUCAAGUUACGAGCCUGAACUGUUCCCAGGACUGAUAUAUAGGAUGAAACAACCAAAGAUUGUGCUGCUUAUUUUUGUCUCAGGAAGAUUGUUAUAACUGGAGCCAAGAUGAGAGAAGAGACUUACACGGCCUUUGAGAAUAUCUACCCAGUUCUUACAGAGUUCAGGAAAAUCCAGCAAUGAUAGUAUAGCCUAUACAUCAAAAUCAAAGAAAACAUGUUUGGAUUGCCCUGAACUAGAGAUCCCGGUGGUGGCAAGCGCUUGGUGAGGUUAAUUUCCUUCAACAAAGGACUUGGUUUGAUUCAGAUUGAAAACCAGAAUUUGUAUAUACAGAAUAGAGAUUCCAAUAUCUCUUUCUUUCUCUUUUUGUUCCAAGUUUCUUUCAAGUAUUGUGUUUCAUGUAAUGUUUGUUUUAGUGAGCAGUACCCAGAUUGUUAAAGAGUAACUUAGAACUUGUCUACUAACCAUGUCUAAUAAGACUCAAUAAACUCCUUUAGGCCUA